Messenger RNA from Archocentrus centrarchus (flier cichlid), 702 nucleotides. RefSeq names its product myoglobin-like. The record is from RefSeq and is a predicted model, not a curated record. Gene Ontology annotation, molecular function: heme binding; oxygen binding. NCBI's taxonomy places the organism in Eukaryota, Metazoa, Chordata, Actinopteri, Cichliformes, Cichlidae. Gene Ontology annotation, cellular component: extracellular exosome. Bases 119 to 562 code for a protein of 147 amino acids. The transcript has 5 exons. Gene Ontology annotation, biological process: oxygen transport.
CCCUCCUCAGUGCAUUGGUAAUAUGUCCUCAAGGAAGGUUAACCUACCAGACAGGGAGACUUAUUUGAUGCAAAUCUGAAGCCAGCAACCUUUGGGAAGACUAAACAAGUGCAAGAUCAUGGCUGACUUUGAUGCAGUUCUGAUGUACUGGGGUCCAGUGGAGGCAGACCACAAGACCUUCGGGAGCCUGGUUUUGACCCGUUUAUUCACAGAGCACCCAGAGACCCAGAAGCUGUUCCCCAGGUUUGCCAGCAUCCCUCAGGGUGAGCUGGCCAGUAAUGCAGAGGUUUCUGAACAUGGUGCCACUGUGCUAAAGAAACUGGGUGAACUAGUGAAGGCCAAAGGCAGCCAUGCUGCCAUUCUCAAACCUCUGGCCAACAGCCAUGCCACCACACACAAGAUCCCAAUUAAUAACUUCAAGCUGAUCUCUGAGAUUCUUGUUCAAGUCAUGGCAGAAAAGGCUGGACUCCAUGCUGCUGGACAACAGGCCCUGAGGAAUGUGAUGGACAAGAUCAUUGCUGACCUUGAGGCUGACUACAAAGAGCUGGGCUUCACAGGCUGAGCCUGACAUCUUACUAGCCAUACAGAGCUCAACACAUGGAAAUGUACACAUGCAAGUGAUUUAUAGGAAAUUUGAAAGUCUCAUCUGUAUGUUGUAUGCUUCAGCUCAAGAAUAUUCAAAGUUGCUUGCAUUGCAAUAUU